GUCAUUGGUGAUUGGUCAUAUCGCUCGUAUCACGUUUGUAUUAUUUAAGACUUAAGUAAAUGCGAACGAUUGUUGAAAAUAUUUUUCGUGUAAAAUUUAUUAAAUAGAUAUCAGUUAUAAAUCAUUAGGUAUAUGGUUUUAAUUCUUCAUAGGUAAUUAUAAUUAUUAAAUCAUCAAGAAAAAUGUCAUCGAUUGCGCCUCAAAGUGUGGUAAAAUCCCUUGAAGUAGUUGGUGAAAUUUUCCAGGAAGAAAAUAUAAAAAUAUGUGUUAAAGAAUCUGUUAAAGGUGGCCUUAUAACAGGUAUUGCAGCUCUUGUUGGCGGAUUACUCGGUGGAAAGAGUGGUUUAAUUGCUGGUGGAGUAAUGGGUACAGUAGCUGCUUGUUCAAUGACUAAUGAUUUUAAAUCCCUUCUACAAAUUAUAAAUGAAAUGGACUAUGAAAAACAGAAAAAACUGUUUGAUACCAUACAAAAUGUAGUAUCAUCAAUUGACAUGAGUGAUGUAGUCAAAUUGGUGGUUUUAUUAAGCACAAGUCAAUCAAUUAAACAAGCUGUCAUUCAUGAAACUAUAAACUUUUUGCGCAAUGAAAUGAGUCUGGAAAUAUGCCGUAGUUAAUAAAAAAAAAUUUUAUUGUCAAAGCAAUAUAUUAAUGUAUGUAUGUUUAGGGAUCUGUUUAUAAUGUAAAAUUAAUGAAAAUAUAAAAUAAAUUGCCCAAUUAUUAUUUAAAAUAAAUUAAUAUUGAAAAUAGA
Acyrthosiphon pisum (pea aphid) is the source of this 748-nucleotide messenger RNA. RefSeq names its product CG3740-like. The transcript is spliced from 2 exons. Bases 183 to 614 code for a protein of 143 amino acids. The record is from RefSeq and is marked predicted. NCBI's taxonomy places the organism in Eukaryota, Metazoa, Arthropoda, Insecta, Hemiptera, Aphididae.